This is a messenger RNA of Cooperia oncophora, 606 nucleotides long. The record is from the annotation of a GenBank genome assembly. Lineage: Eukaryota; Metazoa; Nematoda; Chromadorea; Rhabditida; Trichostrongylidae.
AUGACACCGUCGGUAUCGAAUACAUAUUAUGCAUCGCUAGAAGCUCCUCCACUUACCACAGAAGUGCCGGAGGACAACGAUGUGCUGCCUGAAACUGUCACUGAUUCCGUUAAACGGGACGAUGUUAGGAAACCACGUAGGAAAGGCACGAAUUUAUACGGUCGUCCGUACUGCCCUGGCAGACCACUAUCGAUGGCCGAACGACGGCAAAUUAUCGACUUACAUAUGAGCGGUAUGAAAGUGAACGCAAUAUCCAAAGCAUUGUGCAUUUCGCAUGGUUGUGUCAGCAAAAUUAUCAGCAGGUAUGAUCUCGAGAGUACAGGAUACCGUCAAACGGGAAUACUGUCGCCGGCGUCAUCGCCAGAACAGCGCCGCACACGAAGAAAGAAGAAUGAGUCGCCAGCAGGUGCUGAUGUGCACGAAUACAAACCAGAUUUCAAACCAGAUUACACUCAUGCUAACGACUAUGUGGCACACGAUUUUCGUGUUCACUAUGCCGGUGCUGGCGGUGCUCAACAUCCUACUGAAAUGGCCACGAUGCAGCACUACACGAUGAUACCGGAGCAUAUGAUAGCGCAGGACUAUCCUCAAGCAGUGCUGUUGUGA